AUGGCGUUUCCCUUCACUGUAAAGGACUGCGUCGACACUGAGGGCGUGGUCACCACCCGUGGGUCCAGGCUGUUCGAAGACCACGUCCCCUCCGCCGACGCCACAGUGGUCAAGCGCCUCAAGGACGCCGGCGGCAUCUUCAUCGCCAAGUCCAACAUGCCCGAGUUCGCGCUCUGGUGGGAGACCGACAAUCUGGUCUACGGUCGGACAGAGAACCCAUGGAUGAUCGGCCGUACUCCCGGCGGCUCCAGCGGCGGAGAGGCCGCAGCCGUCGCCUCGGGCAUGUCGCCGCUGGGCAUCGGCAGCGACGUGGGCGGUUCCAUCCGCGAACCUGCCAACUACUGCGGAAUCGUCGGCCUCAAGGCCACUCACGGUCGCAUCCCCCUGACGGGGCACUGGCCCGACACUCUGUUGCGGUUCAUGCACGUCGGACCCAUCGUCCGCAGCGUCGCCGACGCCGCGCUCGCUUUGAGCCUGAUGGCCGGGCCCGACGGCAUCGACCAUUACGCCCUGCCGGUACCGGUGCCGGACGCUUCGAAAUUCCAGUCUCCGGCCGGACUGCGGGUCGCGUGGUGCCCGAAGGGUCCCUUUUCUCCAGUGGAGCGGCAGGUGCAGGACACCGUUGCCUCCGCAGCCUCCGCAUUGGGUGAGUUGGGUUGCUCAGUGGAAGAAGUGGGGCUGGACGGCUGGGAUAGCUGGCCGGGCCAGCAAAUCUCCGCCCGCAUUUUUGCCGCCGAGGGGAAUGUGUUCCUGGCCCCCAUUAUCGAGGGCCGCGAGGACAUGCUCGCCCUCUCCAUGCAACGUCGCCUGAACAUUCCCGGGCCCACCUACGAUGAAUACCUGGAGGCGAUGGAGCAGGUUGAGCGGCUGCGCGCCGCCUGUAUCAAGCUGUUCAACGACUAUGACGUUCUGCUUCUCCCCACCGGCCCCGUGGUCGCCCACCCUCAUGACACCCGGCGCCACGAGAUCGCUGAAGAAACGGCCCCCGCCCGCCACGCCCUGACCUGCACCGUUCCUUUCGAUCUCACCGGCUCCCCCGCCCUGUCCGUACCCUUCGGCCGGAGCAGCGACGGCCUGCCCAUCGGCGUGCAGAUCGUCGGCCGCCAUUUCGAGGAGGCCACAAUCCUGCGGGCCGGCGCCGCACUGGAGGAACUGCACCGGCCUCGUAGGGGUCACCCUCCACUCAUCGCCGACAUCGCCGAGGCAGAGGGCAAACAUCCUUUGGACGCAUUCUUGGACAUCGCGCUGGAUGAGGACCUUGAGACCGAAUUCGCCCACCCGGCCGGUGGACGUGGCGAGAACGAGUCUCACUACAUCACCAGCCCCUACUCCCACAUCUCGGUGUCCGACGGUGGCGCCCACACCAGGUUCCUGAUCAACAGCACCUGGCCGGUCUACUUUCUGGGCCACUGGAUCCGGGAAAAGAACAUCAUGAGCCUCGAGCAGGCCCACCAGAAGAUGAGCGCCAUGCCGGCAUGGGUCGCCGACAUGAAGAACCGUGGCACCAUCCGCAUCGGCGACUUCGCUGACAUAAUGGUCUACAACAUGGACGAGCUGGGCCUCCUCUACGACAAGCCCCAGUUUGCCACCGACUUCCCCGGCGGCGAAAAGCGCCUGGUCCAGAUGCCCACUGGCAUACGCUACAUCCUGGUCAACGGCACCCUCACGUUCCAGGAGAACGAGUGCACCGGCGCACUGCCCGGCAACCUGCUGCGCAGCUACGACCAGGUCGGCUAG
Messenger RNA from Geodia barretti, 1737 nucleotides. The record is from the annotation of a GenBank genome assembly. Lineage: Eukaryota; Metazoa; Porifera; Demospongiae; Tetractinellida; Geodiidae.